UUGUCAAGAUCCGCUCAGGGCGCGCUGUCAAGGUCCCCUCCUAUUCUUUCCCUCCGCUUUCAUAGGAGGCUCAUAAGUCGGCACGCAGCAUAUCACCUCCCGUUAACCGAUAUCAUAUACUGCCGGUCCUGGGAGUGGCUUUCCAAAAUACUUCGCCCACCGAGCUUUUGGCUUCUGUAGCCGUCGCUGACGUCACCAGCCGGGUCCUUUUUUUUCCACUGCGGAGUGAUCCGCCCUCGACAGCCCCCCUCCUUCCUCGGCUUUAGAAGGUGAAGCGGUUGUGGCGGAGGAGCACUAAAUGUUACGUUUGCAGAAAGGGGGUACAGAAUAAGCAAUAACAAGUCCUUGGGUCUGUGAGUGGAAUCGUGACGUGAAGCAGAGCGGAAGCAGCAAGGAGUAACUGGACUGGAGUGUGUGUUGCCAAGAACGGAGUAAGGAUCCCACGGACACACAGUGUAGCUUUUGCUAAGGAAGAAAAACACUAGGAUUCUCAGCACAAGUGGUUUUAUCUAAAGAAAUAAAGCCCUGAGCCGCACAAAACUUCAAAACAGCUGGCCAUGCAAUAAUAUUUUGGAUCAUUUUAUUUGUGAGGACUGGAAUUUUUGCAGUAGCUGGCAAGGGGAGAGAACAACGCAACAAUGGGAAGGAGGAAAAUACAAAUUACGAGGAUAAUGGAUGACCGAAACAAACAGGUAACAUUUACCAAGAGAAAGUUUGGGUUGAUGAAGAAGGCUUACGAACUGAGCGUACUCUGUGACUGUGAAAUUGCACUGAUUAUUUUCAAUGGCUCUAACAAGCUGUUUCAGUAUGCCAGCACGGACAUGGACAAAGUUCUUCUCAAGUACACGGAGUACAACGAGCCCCAUGAGAGCAGAACCAACUCUGACAUUGUGGAGACUCUCAAAAAGAAAGGCUUAGAUGGUUGUGAAAGCCCAGAUGAUCAGAGAUACUUUGAGGAGGAGACAUUCAGCAAACUAAUUGAAGAUAGUGAUUUUGUUUUCAAACGAAACCCUGCACUGAACAAGAAGGAAAACAGAGGCUGUGACAGCCCGGACCCAGAUGGCUCCUACGUACUCACCCCCCACACUGAGGAAAAGUACAAAAAAAUUAACGAGGAAUUUGAUAAUAUGAUGCGCAGUCAUAAAAUCUCACCUGGAUUGCCACAGCAACCCUUUCCGAUGUCUGUCGCUGUACCGGUGUCCAACCCAAACACUUUAUCGUACAGUUCUCCUGGGAACACAAUGGUCUCUGCUUCAUUAGCUGCCAGCACAUCAUUAACAGAUGCAAGCAUGCUGUCCACAACGCCGUCAACACUGCAUCGAAAUGUGGUUUCCCCAGGGAUACCCCAGCAGCCUCCUAGUACAGGAAAUGCUGGUGUAAUGUUGUGUACGACUGAUCUCUCCAUGCCAAAUGGAGCAAGUUCCAGUCCAGUAGGUAAUGGCUUUGUAAACCCUCGUGCUUCUCCGAGUCUCUUAGGAGCAAUGGGAGGGAACGUGCUGGGGAAGGUGAUGCCUACCAAAUCUCCCCCACCCCCUGGAGGGAACCUUGUUAUGAAUAGCCGAAAACCUGACCUACGUGUGGUUAUUCCUCCUUCCAGUAAAGGCAUGAUGCCUCCUUUGACGGAAGAAGACGAAUUAGAUUUGAACGCCCAAAGAGUAACCAGUUCCCAAGCUACUCAGCCACUUGCCACCCCAGUUGUUUCAGUAGCUACUCCCAGUUUGGCCCCUCAGGGGCUGAUCUAUUCUGCAAUGCCUACUGCCUACAAUACAGACUAUCCUUUGACCAGUGCAGAUCUGUCAGUGCUGCAGGGGUUUAACUCCCCAGGAAUGCUGCCUCUAGGACAGGUUUCAGCUUGGCAGCAGCAUCACUUGGGACAAACAACCCUCAGCUCUCUUGUAGCUACUGGACAGUUAUCUCAGGGUUCUAAUCUGACUAUCAACACAAACCAACACAUCAAUAUAAAGUCUGAGCCCAUAUCACCUCCCCGUGAUCGGGUGACUCCUUCUGGAUUUCAACCCCAUCAGCACCACCAACACCAACCUCGCCCGGAAAUGGGCCGGUCGCCCGUCGGCAGCCUGAGCAGCUCCAGCAGUUCCUAUGAUGGCAGCGACCGAGAAGAUGUCAGAAAUGACUUUCAUUCACAAAUUGGCUUGGGGAGACCCACCAAUAACGAGGACAGGGACAGCCCCUCGAUGAAACGCAUGAGGAUGGAUGCUUGGGUGACAUAAAUAUUUCUCUGGACACCUUUUGUGGCAAAGAGCCCUUGAGCAUAUCUAAAACCAUAUGUCACAUCUAUUGUGUAUGCGCAUUUGUGUCCUACACACAUCCAUCAGGUACCUGCUGCAAUGACUGGAAAGACCUACAACUUUCUGCAGUGAUGUGGCACUUAAUGUGGACUUUCUGGGGGGAAGCAAUGCAUUAGGCAUCAGUGUAAUCCUAUCAUAGAAACUACAAAGUAAAUGACCCUUUUUAAAGGGAAAUUUGGAGCAUUAAGACCUUUCUGCACUUGGGAAGAGGGUCCUAUCCCCCCUCAUCCAUAUCCUCAGAGUGCUUUAACCUCUUUGCUGACAAAAGGGCAUUCAGCGCACUGUAUUAGCCCAUCUGGAAGCACAUGGGUUUCACACUUGAUAGAACAAACAGGACAAUGAAUGCAGGAAACAAAGAAAGCAAUACUGUAUAUGUAAAACAAUGUUUUAUCCAAAAUAAUCAUACCUACAGAUCCCUCUUUAAAAGGGAGCAGGUGAAGGGCUGAAGCUGCAAGAACUAUUUUUGCACGUGCGACACAAACCAUCAAUGAUAUCAGGUCAGAAAGUUUUAUGUUUCGAACCUAGGGAGUCGUAGGGUGUUGUUUGGGGGGGGUGUUAUUAGAAGGGAGAAUUUAAAAAAAAAAAAGAUCUAUAAGUCUUGGACAAAAGGCAUAUAAAUUAAUAUAUUAAGUUAUAAUUGGGGAUAUGUUAAAGUUUCUUUUUACCUUCAUACCUUAAAGACAGAGAACUGAUUUUAGCUUGUGUAUAUUUUAUAUUAUGGGAAAACAAUGCCCUUAUUGACUAUAAAUAUAUAUAUAUAUAUAUAUAUAUAUAAAAAGUUAUAUACUUUUGAACACAUUCUGCUAUUAAUUAUUUAUAUAAACCAAAGUUGUAUGUUUGAGCUUUUUUGUAGACUAUAGAUUUAUUCUUUUUUUUAUAGUUUUUUUUUUCUUGCUUUGAGAGUAAAAUAAAUAGAAAAUGUACAAAAAAAAACUCAAAUGCAACAACUUCAGAAAGAUAAAAGCCAUGAUACGCUUAUUCUGAUGUAUCUGUAAUUUGAACCUUGAGCCAAACUUUCUGUACAUAGCAUCAUAAAUAAGUCACCAGGACUUGAAAUGUUAAAGGUGAUGUCCUUAAAGAGUAGAAGAGUAUUGUGUGAGUAAUAUGUGCGAUUCAGUCAGAUAUGCUGUACUACUUUUUUUUUUACCCCUUUGGGCGAACUAUAGAAAUUGUUUGGGUUCUGUAAUGACAGUAACAUGUUUUAAUCUGUUGUUAUGUUCUGUACACAGAAAAGUGGCAAAAAGUAAUAUAUUGAUCUCUUUACAAGUUCCUCUUCUUGGACAUGUAACUGGACACAGUGACGCAAGGUGAUCUGUAAUAGCCUGAAAAGCAAAACGUAAAUAAAUAUAUAUCUGCUGUUA
This is a messenger RNA of Xenopus laevis (African clawed frog), 3667 nucleotides long. RefSeq names its product myocyte enhancer factor 2A S homeolog (gene mef2a.S). Lineage: Eukaryota; Metazoa; Chordata; Amphibia; Anura; Pipidae. The record is from RefSeq and is a predicted model, not a curated record. Gene Ontology annotation, molecular function: RNA polymerase II cis-regulatory region sequence-specific DNA binding; protein dimerization activity; DNA binding. The transcript is spliced from 12 exons. The coding region runs from base 639 to 2228 and encodes 529 amino acids. Gene Ontology annotation, cellular component: nucleus. Gene Ontology annotation, biological process: regulation of DNA-templated transcription; positive regulation of transcription by RNA polymerase II; cell differentiation.